Messenger RNA from Rubroshorea leprosula, 2555 nucleotides. NCBI's taxonomy places the organism in Eukaryota, Viridiplantae, Streptophyta, Magnoliopsida, Malvales, Dipterocarpaceae. The record is from the annotation of a GenBank genome assembly.
CGAAAAAACUUAAACGCAACGGACCUUCUGACUUACUAUUGUUUAGGGCCCAUUUCCCAUGAGGCCUGGUCUGGCCCGGUUUUAAUAAGUAACAAAAACGCCAGACUUUCGCGUCGCUUCAAAUUGUUGAAUCGACCGUUUGUAAUAUGUUAACGUCUCGCUCCAUUUUCCGGUGUAUCAGAGGUUCAAAGGCAUAUUUAGAGACCUCAAUCUCGGCUUCUGCAUCUCCGGAAACGGGUAUCGGUGGUUACGCGAAAUCAAGUACUCUUUCUUACAAAUUCUUGCUCUCUGAUUACUUGAAAAACCAGAGGUUAGAUGAAGCUCGCGGAGUUUUUGAUAAAGUCCCAUUUCCUGAUGUGUAUUCAUACACCAAGAUGAUCUCCGGUUAUGCGGAAAAUUAUAGGCUUGAUGAUGCAUUGGAGCUGUUUUACGAAAUGCCCGUUAAGGAUACUGUUUCUUGGAAUUCAAUGAUUAAAGGGUGUUUGCAUUGUGGGGAUUUAGCUAUGGCUAGGAAGCUGUUUGAUGAAACGCCUGAGAGAAAUGUUGUUUCUUGGACAACCAUGGUACAUGGGUAUUUGCAGUUUGGGAGAGUUGAGGUGGCUGAGAGGUUGUUUUUUGAGAUGCCUGUCAGGGAUGUUGCUGCGUGGAAUUCAAUGAUUUAUGGGUACUUGCAGUUUGGGAGAGUUCAGAAUGCUGUGAGGUUGUUUGAGGAGAUGCCUUGUCGGAAUGUGGUUUCGUGGACUUCGAUGAUUGGUGGGUUUGAUCAGAAUGGGAAGAGUGAUGAAGCUUUGAUUCUUUUUCAAAAGAUGUUAGGUACUGGUGUUGAGCCCACUUCAAGCACUAUUGUUUGUGUUUUGACGGGUUGUGCAAGUGUAUCAGCUUUGGAUUUGGGUGUUCAGAUUCAUGGCUAUGUUGUUAAGUUCGGAUACUGCCUCGAUGAAUUCAUAUGUUCUUCACUUAUAACAUUUUAUGCAAACUGUGAGCAAAUGGAGAAUGCCUACAAAGUUUUUCAUGAGAAAUUGCAGAGAAGUGUGGUGAUAUGGACUGCUCUUUCAACUGGUUUUGGUCUGAAUCGUAAGUAUGAAUGUGCACUGAUGGUUUUUAGGGAUAUGAUAAGAAUGGGCGUCCACCCAAAUCAAUCCUCUUUGAGUUCUGCUUUGAAUUCAUGUUGUGGGUUAGAGGCUAUAGAUAAGGGUAAAGGGCUCCAUACGGUAUCCAUCAAACUAGGUUUGGAAGCUGAUACAUUUGUGGGCAAUUCUCUAAUUGUCAUGUAUACAGAAUGUGGAAACAUUUACAAUGCUAUAAGUGUAUUUAAGAAUGUUAUAGAGAAAAAUGUUGUCUCAUGGAAUUCAAUUAUUGUUGGAUGUGCUCAACAUGGUCAUGGUAUGUGGGCUCUGACAUUCUUUAGCCAAAUGAUUAUUGCAGGAGUUGAACCAGAUGAGAUCACAUUCACUGGAUUGCUUUCUGCAUGCAGCCAUUCUGGGAUGUUGGAAAAAGGGAGAUGUUUUUUUGAGUAUAUUAGUCAAUACAAGUUGACCAAGUUGAACCUUCAGCACUAUGUUUGUAUGGUGGAUAUAUUGGGCAGGUGUGGGAAGUUGGAAGAGGCUGUGAAGCUAAUUAAAAAUAUGCAUCUGAAAGCAAAUUCUACAGUAUGGCUAGCUUUGCUUAGUGCUUGUAGGAUGCAUUCAAACCUAGAAGUUGCUGAAAGGGCUGCAAAGUAUAUUUUUGAUCUAGAACCACAUUGUAGUGCUACUUAUGUUUUAUUGUCCAAUAUAUAUGCUUCUGCUGGUAAGUGGAGUGAUGUCUCAAGAAUGAGAGUGAAAAUGAAACAGAGAGGAAUCACAAAACAACCAGGAUCCAGCUGGGUAACUUUGAGGGGAGUGCGGCAGGAGUUUCUUUCUGGAGAUAGGUCCCAUCCUCUCAGUGAAAAGAUAUAUCAAAAGAUUGAUUGGUUGGGAGUAAAAUUGAAGGAAUUGGGCUAUGUGCCGGAUCAAAGGUUUGCCCUGCAUGAUGUGGAGGAGGAGCAGAAGGAAGAAAUGUUGUCAUAUCAUAGUGAGAGGCUUGCUAUUGCAUUUGGGUUGGUUAGUACAGUGGAGGGCAGUCCAAUAACAGUGAUGAAAAAUCUUCGUGUGUGUGGAGAUUGCCAUAAUGCCAUCAAACUUAUAGCAAAGAUUGUUGGGCGUGAGAUUGUUGUAAGAGAUUCUACCCGUUUUCAUCAUUUCAAGAAUGGCAUAUGCUCCUGUGGGGAUUACUGGUAGUUAAAUUUGUUGAUAACAAUAAUUUUUUGAGUGGGGUUCUGAAGCUUGGCAACCUCUUCAGCAUCAAAAGUGGUUUCACGUUUUUGGAUUCCUCUUCAGCCAGUUAAGGAUUCAAUAGCAAAGUGAAAACGACCACUUUAGAAAUCAAUCUUUGGCAAUCUUGGUGCUUUAGUUACAGAGAAGAUGAUUCAACAGAGGAGCUUUACCUCUUUGCAGAUAGCUCCAUGGCAAUGGCAUAGCCCAGGUGGAGCUUUGCCUCUUUGCAGACAGCUCUGUGCAUAAAAAGAUAAAAAAAAG